Molecule: messenger RNA, 2079 nt
Organism: Myxocyprinus asiaticus (Chinese sucker)
Lineage: Eukaryota; Metazoa; Chordata; Actinopteri; Cypriniformes; Catostomidae
Product: fibroblast growth factor 8-like
Exons: 5
Coding region: 672-1304 (210 amino acids)
Biological process (GO): positive regulation of gene expression; dorsal/ventral pattern formation; regulation of cell migration
Cellular component (GO): cytoplasm
Molecular function (GO): growth factor activity; type 2 fibroblast growth factor receptor binding; type 1 fibroblast growth factor receptor binding
Source: RefSeq, a predicted model, not a curated record
UGACAUUGGAGACUGACUGGCAAUGGGAGAAGAGGAGGGGAUAAGAGAGUCCCGCCAGUCCAACAACACUGCGUCUUGAAGAAAGAUCACCAGCACGGCAAGAGAUGCACUGUCCUGCCUCCUCUGACUGACAUUCACACAAGAGCCAGACUGAAUGAUCAAGGGGAUACGCGUGGAUCAAACGUCUAAGGAUUCCCCGUUGGAUCUAUUUCUACUGCGCUACUAAUAGACAGCGCUCACCUUUAUAAGGACAGCAUACGACUUCGGGGUUUCUUGUUUAAGUCUGCUUGAUUAGUGCAUAUAGCUCAUUCGCUAAAACUUGAAAACUUCUCCGUUUACAUCCUCCAAGUUUUGCGUGAAGUGCACUUUUUCUUUAUUCUCGUUCUCAUGAAGGAAAUCAAUGUAGUGUUAUUACUUGUCAGUGGUGUCAAUCUAUAGAGUCGACGUUUUGCCUCAAAAAAAAAAAAAAAACCUGGACAUUUUUUGUGCCUCCGGGCAUUUUUUUUUAAUUGCCAGUUGAUCUGCUCAUCAUAUGUCGCGAUACAUAUUUUGGAUGCCAGCGUGGGUCUUUAAACCUUUUAACUGGGAAACCAAUUUUUUUAAAUCUCCGCAAAUUACACAAAUUUGCUCCGCUAAUUUUUUUUCCGCUGAGGCCCGUCCCCUCCAGCAACAUGAGACUCAUUCCAUCACGACUGAGUUAUUUAUUUCUUCACCUCUUCGCGUUUUGCUACUAUGCUCAGGUAACCAUUCAGUCCCCGCCAAAUUUUACACAGCAUGUGAGUGAGCAAAGUAAGGUGACGGACCGGGUCAGCCGUAGACUUAUCCGGACCUACCAGCUUUACAGUCGAACCAGUGGCAAGCAUGUGCAAGUUCUGGCAAACAAGAAAAUCAACGCCAUGGCCGAAGAUGGUGACGUUCAUGCCAAGCUGAUAGUGGAGACGGACACAUUUGGGAGCCGAGUUCGAAUUAAAGGAGCUGAAACGGGCUUCUACAUCUGUAUGAACAGAAGGGGGAAGCUGAUUGGCAAGAGAAAUGGUCAGGGGAAAGAUUGCAUUUUCACAGAGAUAGUACUGGAGAACAACUACACAGCUCUACAGAAUGUGAAGUAUGAAGGCUGGUACAUGGCCUUUACACGCAAGGGUAGGCCCCGCAAGGGCUCCAAAACCAGGCAACACCAGCGGGAAGUCCACUUCAUGAAGAGGCUGCCCAGGGGACACCAAAUCGCAGAGCACAGACCCUUUGAUUUCAUCAACUACCCUUUCAACAGACGGACUAAACGCACCCGCUACUCAAAAGAGCGUUGAAGAAUGAAGCAGGAGAAAAAGAGUGAGACAGCAAAUACUUUCUCAAACUAUGAACUCUUGUGGACUCCUAAAGACGUUUUUGUACUGAGCAACAAUAUACCUAAUUUUUAUUUUAUUUUUUUUCAGAAAGAAAAAGGUAAAAAAUAAACAUCUCAAGAGAUCUAUUUUUGUACCCCUGACUUUUAGUACUGACCUGUGUAAAAGUAUAGAAAAGCGAAGCACGGGACAUGUAAGUGCUGACUUAGUGCGUGGAUUUCAUCCGUCUUUCUCUCUUUCUGGUUUUGUUUAAUUUGAUUUGGAUGGUGUUAGAGUAAUUUAUAACUCCUUGCAUUGCUGCUCAUUGGGACUUGAAGGGCCUGAGAGAAUGCACUGACAACAGAAGGCUGUAUUCGGUUACACAGGCAUCCGGGGCACCUCUCGACCACCCAGCGAUAAGAUACCCACCUCAUCUCUCAGUAACCUCUCUGGUUCUUGAUCCUGGAACUCUCUAGAGAUAAAACACGGUUAAAGCAAACAGAGCUUUAAAUGCAUAUUUAAAUGUGGCAGCUAUAUUUUGAUUAUUACACGUUUCCUACCGUGGUUUAAACUGUAAAUUUUCAAGGUGUAUAAAUGCAUUGUAUGAAACUGUAGGAAAAGCUUUUGUUCUUUGUUGCAUUUUGUUUGUCUGUUUUUUAUACAAAUAUAAAUAUAUUUUUAUUUGAGGAUGUGUAAAAUAAUUUUAAUGACUGAAAUAUUUAUUUAAAAACGUGUAAUAAAUUUACCUUAGGAGACUGAC